CGUUAUCGAUAUGAGCGAGAUUUAGGCCCUGCCCUCGUGUCCACCAUUUUAUAGUGAGAAUAAUGGAGUUGUUUCAUGUUCAACGAUUUUACGGUGAUGACGAUGAAUUUGGCUUUCAAAGAAACCCAGAAAAAGAAAAAGAAAGGCUUGAAGAACUAAGGAAAAAGAUUGAAAAGAAGAAAACAGAAAACUUGGUUGCGAAAAACUAUAGUGACAAGUGCGAGACCCCUCGAAGUCGGACAGAAGUGAAAACAAAUGAGCACGAUGAUAACGCAAAAACAGUCGUCGAGAGGACGAAGAAAAGUACAAAUAAAAAGAGAAUAAAAGAACAUGUUGAUUCUAAAGUCGGUAUACAAGGAUUUCUUUAUGAGAAGGAAAGUGGAAUCGAAGGUGCGCAUAUUUUGGAAGAGGGGAGUCCGAGAAAAAAGAGAAAGAAGAAAUCGAUUGAACAUGACAGCCAUCGUGAAAAGCUCUCAAAAGGCUUAGGUAAACGAGAACCGGUGGAAGCAGAUGGAAAUGAUUGUCUUGCAAACAAGGAAGAACAGGAAAACAUUUCGAACGCUGAUUUGUCGUUGGAUGCAGAAAAAUUACACAAGGAUUCUAGUCCUGUGAUGGACAAUAAUAAAGUAGAUAUUGAAACUGAUCCUAUUGACAGCAUAGAUAAUUUCAAUGCGAAUGGGGAGCCCCAGACAUUGAAAAAUCAGAAAAUUAUUAUCCUAUAUUGGGAUCGUUAAAGAAGAAGAAAAAUAAGCCAUCUGUGAAGAGGAUGUUACCAAAAUGGAUUGCACAACCUAAAGAAAUUUUUUCACAGAAGACUAAUGAACAGGUUUCAGUCAAGGAAUGCACUUAUUUAAAAGAAUUCUCCAAAAAAAAUCUUGAACUACUCAGAAUUAACCAUCUCUUUCCAGUGCAGUCAAAUGUUAUUCCAUACAUUUUGUCUCAAAAUUGUAAAGGAUCAAUUUUUGGAAAGGCAGGAUUGCAGCCUUCUGAUAUUUGUGUCUCAGCACCUACAGGUAGCGGAAAAACUCUUGCAUAUGCAGUCCCAAUUGUUCAAGUUAUUCAUCAUUGUUUAUUCAGGCGUUUACAAGCAUUGGUAGUUUUGCCUAGCAAAGACCUAGCUUCACAAGUGAAGACUGUUUUCUCUAAACUUGUAGCAGGAACGCAUCUGAAAAUUGGUCUUGCAUCAGGUGUAAAGAGUUUUCAUGAUGAGCAGCAGCUUCUUGUCUCUGUUGGGCAGCAUGGCUUUGUGAGCAAUGUUGAUAUUCUUGUUUCAACGCCGGGGCGACUAGUUGAUCACAUUACAUCAACAGAUGGCUUCUCUUUACAACAUAUUCGUUUCUUGGUGAUUGACGAGGCUGAUCGAUUACUUGGUCAAUCAUAUCACAACUGGCUUGAGAAGAUCUUUGAGGCCAUAUUCACUCCAUCAACAUUUGAUUCUUCAAAUAAAAGUACACUGCUUGAAGGAAGAUGUGGAAGAGGACAUCUUGUAGCAUCCAGCAUUGACAGAAAUGAGCUACCAUUGCAAAAACUUUUGUUUUCGGCUACAAUGACACAAAACCCAGAAAAGCUAGGCCCACUGAAUCUCUAUAAUCCUGUAUUUUUCAAAGUUAUGGGAAAGGCAGAGAUUGAAGGCAAAGAUACUUCAAAAGGAUCUGAGGAGACUGAAAGAUACACUUUACCUGAGCUUCUUGAAGAGAAAAUGACAAUUUGUAAGCCUGGAGAAAAGCCACUGCUGGUUGUCUACUUUGUUAAAGUGCUGAACUACAGGCGAAUACUGUGUUUUACUGGAUCUAUUGAAGCAACACACAGGUUGUUUUUGCUCUUAAAGGCAUUCGAUAUCAAAGCAUCAGAAUUUUCAUCAAGCCUCAAUCAGACUCAAAGGAAAGGAACAUUGCGUGAUUUUAAAAUGGGAAAGAUCGACUUGCUUGUCUGCUCUGAUGCAAUGUCCAGAGGGAUGGAUAUUGAAGAUGUCGACUUCGUUAUCAGUUAUGACCCACCAGUGAACAUGAAGACCUACAUCCACAGAGUUGGCAGAACAGCUAGAGCAGGCAACAGAGGGACUGCACUGACACUUCUGUCGUCAAAAGAGGUAUUUCACUUCAAGAAGAUGGCAAUGGACUCAAGCAGGAAGUCAUCAGUUCAGAAAUUGGUUGUGCCAAAGAAUGAUUUGGAACCAUUAAUGGCAGAUUAUCAGAAUGCACUUGCUUCUCUGAAAGAUCUAGUGAAGACUGAAAACCAGCAAAAAUCUUAAUACCCUACCAUGUUAAGCAUAUCAAUAUCAAACUGAAGGCUUAUAGUGAUUUUGUUGGAAAAGGUGUUAUGAUAAAAAAAUUCCUUAUCAAACCUAUUACGGUCUUGGUGACAUGGAGUUUUUCA
Rhopilema esculentum is the source of this 2376-nucleotide messenger RNA. RefSeq names its product ATP-dependent RNA helicase DDX51. NCBI's taxonomy places the organism in Eukaryota, Metazoa, Cnidaria, Scyphozoa, Rhizostomeae, Rhizostomatidae. Gene Ontology annotation, molecular function: nucleic acid binding; ATP binding. The record is from RefSeq and is a predicted model, not a curated record.